Molecule: messenger RNA, 1794 nt
Organism: Caenorhabditis sp. 36 PRJEB53466
Lineage: Eukaryota; Metazoa; Nematoda; Chromadorea; Rhabditida; Rhabditidae
Source: the annotation of a GenBank genome assembly
AUGGUGAGUCAUCGGAGUCAUUUUGAUUAAAAAGAAAAGCGAGAAGGAGUAUAGAAGGAGAGAGGGGGAAAUUGCAUGAUAAUGAGAAAAUAUAGAGUUUUGAUUUUAAAAAGUUGCAGAUCGGCUCGAAAUCCAACAAUCAAUCCAAAGUAUUUCAUGUGGAAGUUGUCGAAAAAUUCGAGAACCCAUGCGGGGAGAGAAACACCUUUUGGCUAGAUGUAUACUACCCACAUGCUCCAACGGUAAUGAAACAUGAGAAAGUAUCGAAAGACCAAUUAACGUUUCCAGGUUGCGAACAAAGUUGGCAUCCACCGUCAGCUUGCCGAGAUUAUCGAUAACGUUCCGUCUCUCCGAGUGUUUUCGCCAGAGUAUAUUGGCGAAUCGAGAAACCUGGACGUCAUCAUCCAAGAAGAUGGAGUGGGAAAUGUGGUUGCGACGUGGGCAGUCGCCUGCGGAACGGAUAUCGACAAAGCAACUGACAUGAUGACGGAGUUCCUUGAACUCAACAUCACGCACAAUCAUGUAAUGCUCUCUUCCGGGUAUUACAAGUCCACGCUGUCCUCCAAACUGUCAAAAUCUCCGCAAACAACAACUACCUCAUCAUACAUGACUACAACUACCCUUCCUUCUGCUCAGGAUGUCAAUCCUAAACUGACGGAGCGCCUUUCCGACUUUUAUUGCGACAAGUGAGUUAUUAUUUAAUUCUAAGACCGGCAGAGGCAGCUUACCUUGACAUUAUUGCAGUUUUCUUUUGCGAUAUAUCUUUGAAUCUUGUUUCAGAGGACGACUGUGUCAAAUCGCUAUUCCUGCCUCCGUCUUCCAAGACUCCACAACAUUCUACAACAAGAAUCUCACCCUCUACUAUCACGACAAGUCCGAGAACUUGUUGAUCCUGCGAGGAAAAAGAAACAUAACCGGUGUUCCGAUGAAAAGUGGCAUGUUUGAAUUCGGCCUCAUCGCUCAGGAUACGAAUGGUGUCAAAGCCCUCGUCAAGUUUCGAGUCAUGGUUCGCGAGUCCAAGCCAACUAACCAUUUCGUUCAUUUGGUCCUCGAUCAUCCCAACGCGAAGUAUCUUGCAACGCAUUCUGGCAGCCGAGCGAAUUUCCUCGCUGACCUCUCCAAAGCGUUGGAUGUUUCGAUAAACUCACUGACUAUCGAAACUGUUGCCGAGGAGCAGAACAAAACGCUCAUCACCUUCAGCGAGAGCACGAUAGCGGAGAAAGCGUGCAACAGGUCGGCUUUGGACGAGUUGUCCUCAAAGAUGAUCCUGGAGAAGAAGAAGAGAACUAAGGCUAGUUUUGUCCGCGACAUGGGAUCGGCUUACUUUGUGACACGAGCAACUAUCCAACUGGUUGGUAAUUGCCUUUCGGAUCUUCCCCUCGAAGCUUCUCCAGUGCAAUCCGACCACUCAAACAUUUUCGUCUUUGCUGCUAUUGGAUUCAUUGUGAUCGCCGUGCUUGCCGGAAUCUCUGCAUGCCUCCUCAAAAAGAAACAGCAGAAGAAGGAAACGGAUGCGGAGGAAAACAGAAUCGAUGAAGAGAAAACGGAGGAGGAAGAUUGCGAUAGCACAAGAGCGCAAGUUGGUGUGCCGGAAGAAUCAUACGAGUUGAAGGUUAUCGAGAACACUAUGGAGCAGGUAAAUUUUUUGUGGUUAGCGCAAAACAAUUUUUCGGUGUAGAAUUUCAAUCAGACAGUACAAUAGAACAAAUUAUUUUCCGGUUUUAUUUUCAGACUUGCAAUUUCUGCAGAAGGCUCAACAGGAAAUAUUGCAUGCUCAAAGACCGAAGACAGUAG